AUGGAUCUGCGGAAGGCGCCGAGCAGAGGAGGAUUCGGAGGAGGGAACGCAUCAUCGUUCUUUUCGCGAACGACGAUAAUGAUCAACAACAAAGAAAAAACGAAUAACGAUUCGUUCUUGGAAGAAGCGGAGGAUGAUUUGAAAGGGGUGCGACGUUUCCUUCGUCUCUCCGAUAAAGACGAAGAAGACGAAGAAGACGACAGAGAGAAAGAAAAAGCCACUCGGACGCCCGAGGAGGAAAACGAACAGGAGAGAGACGUUCGCCGGUUUCGUCGACGCGGGAAAGGAGGCGGCAAAGAAGACAAAGAGCGAGACAAAGAACGGAUGAUGAAUGUCUCCUCCGAGAAGAAGAAGGCAAAGGAAGCAAAAAUUCCAAUGAAUAGACCUGCGAAGCAUUCGUCAAAAUUCGAAAAAAUCCAGUCGACGACGUGCGUCUUCGCGGAAGACGACACGUGCUUGAAAGCGUUGAAGUGCAAAGAGUUAGGCGUCCCUUUAUCGUACACGUAUAGUAAGACGAACAAGAAACGUCGUCUUUCGUAUCGGGUGCCGGAGAAUUAUCCGAAGUUUGCCGGACGGCGGUGUUGCGGGACGUGUUAUUAUAGGUGCGCGGCGAGGGAGACGAUAUGCGCGUUCGCGAAGGACGGGACGUGCGCGGUGGCGAAUAAACGGGAGAAGGACGGGAUGAAGGUGGCGUUUAACUAUUUGAAGUAUCGCGUGCCGAGUAAUCACGAGAAGUACCCGGGGAUGUGGUGCUGUAACUCGUGUUAUUACAAGAUUCAAGCGAAAGGGAAGUUGUGCGCGUUUGCGAAGGAGGGGACGUGUUUGAUUGCGAAAGAAAAGGAGGAGAAAGGGUUGGUUUUGGAGUACAGCAUCUUGCCGCAAAGAGUGCCGAAGACGCAUCCGAAGUACGGCGGGGAGAGAUGCUGCGAGACGUGUUAUAAUCGGUGUCUUGUGAAAGGAAAGGUGUGCGCGUUCUUGGCGAGCGGGGAGUGCGCGUACGCGAAGAAGCUGGGCGUCGCGGGGAAAGGCGGCAGCACCAAUAAGAACAAGAACGAGAACAAACGAGCGAGAGGAGAAAAUCAAAACGGACAACAAGAACAAGAACAAGAACAAGAACAAGAGUUGGAGUACAAACGCUUCCACCGCGUACCAAAAGACCAUCCGAAGUUCGCCGGUAAACUCUGCUGCAACCCGUGCUACAUCGCGUUCAAAGCGGAAGGCCAAAAGUGCGCGUUCAUGGACGAAGGCAAAUGCAGCUACGCGAGAAACGUGCGCAAUCACGGCAUCGCAGAGGUUGUGUACAAAAAUUUGACCUACCGCGUGCCUGCUUCGCACGACACGCACGCCGGCGAAAGGUGCUGCCGAACGUGUUACAGAAAAUGUUCCGAGCACGCGAAAGAGGUCAGAUGGGCGACUGUUUUGAGCAACUUGUUGGAAAAGAAUUGA
This is a messenger RNA of Bathycoccus prasinos, 1446 nucleotides long. RefSeq lists its product with no specific name. The transcript has a single exon. The coding region runs from base 1 to 1446 and encodes 481 amino acids. Lineage: Eukaryota; Viridiplantae; Chlorophyta; Mamiellophyceae; Mamiellales; Bathycoccaceae. The record is from RefSeq and is a predicted model, not a curated record.